Messenger RNA from Dufourea novaeangliae, 2008 nucleotides. RefSeq lists its product as uncharacterized. Lineage: Eukaryota; Metazoa; Arthropoda; Insecta; Hymenoptera; Halictidae. The coding region runs from base 108 to 1829 and encodes 573 amino acids. The transcript is spliced from 4 exons. The record is from RefSeq and is a predicted model, not a curated record.
UGCAGUCGACAGUGCUACUACACAAUAAUGACAUAAAUAUAUGUACAUAUACAAACACCGAGUUAAGGUUUCGAAUUUGGUGGUAUUUCACAAAAAAUUCAUUUGACAUGUCCACUGAUCAUCACGGUGGUAAGGGUUAUACGCCUUUACCGCAAAGCAUAAGUAACACUGAUACCGAAGAUGAAGAAGAUUGUUUGGCCCAUCAAAACGAAGCUCCUAAAGACCAUACUAGCGAUGCACUAGCGGAAUCGAGAAUAGUUCACGAAAAUGGAGUAUAUUAUCCCUUGGAUGAAACAAAAAAUGCAGCUAAUCGCAUGAAAAACGGACAAAACAUGCUUAAAUAUUAUAGAGACGAUAUACCAAUAAUGGUAAUUGAAGGGAACGAUCAAAAUGAUUUAUGGAAACCACGUGAUAUGUCUCUUCUUCGACGUUUCUGCUUGGUUAUAUCGAUAUUAUUAUGUAUUGUAACAAUAGUUGUAUUUUUGUAUGUUUUACCAUGCGAUAACUCUAUGGUAUGUCCAACCAUUGCUGAACCUCAGUCAUCCAUAUCAUGGGAUAAAACUUUGCAAGGAGUAGAAUUACACGGGCCUAUCACUAUUAUUCGACAAAAACCAUCGAAUCUUAUAUUCCUUGUUCGUGGACAAAAAUACAGGGGAAAUGAUUCAAAUGAAGAUCCAGGACAAAUAUCAGCAGACGGAGGAGGAGUUAUGUCAAUGCAAGGAAACAGUGGUUUACCAUUAUGGCUGGUUUCAUUGCAAAGACCACCUACUGAAAUAGACUGCAUUUCAGUUGAUACUGACCGAUCUGGAAAACCAGACUGCAUAGUUGCUGGUGAUCAAGGUCUUUUAGCUAGUAUUGAACCUAUUGCAGGCACUAUACAUUGGAGCUCGAAAAUUCAUACGUUUGAGAAACUACCUGUAAUUUUGCCAGAUAUUGAUUCGGAUAGAGUUGCAGAUUUUUUGAGUGUAGAAGUAGCAAUAAAGAAUAUGCCUAAUCUUGUUCUUUUAUCUGGAGGGACUGGUCAUCUCUUAGGAAGAUAUUCACCUGGAAACUGUUCAUCGAUCAAUAUAUAUAAUCUUGUCUCUAAUCAUACUAUAUCUUAUAUCUGCACCGACAGUAACAGAAAAAGUGUUGUUAGCACAAUGACUUUUGUUGGAUUACUUCAUGCUAUGAAGUUACCAGAGUCAUACAUGAAGACUGCAACAAAAUCCGUAACAUUCCGGCUGUUUGAAACUUUAAAAUUUGAUAAUGAUAAACUCAGUUGGAAGCCUACACCGUAUCAUUAUUUAUCUAUAGAAAAUGAAGGUUCGUGUCCUGGAGAAUUUUGCAGAGCUAGUGUAAAUCUGACAUUGCAAAAAUUUGGGAACCAACCAGUAACCAUAUGGGAUCAUGUUAGCCCAAAUUCGUUUGUAUCGAAACCAGCUUUCUUAGUUAUGUCUAAGAAUCCUUACACUUCUGGAUUCGCCAUUAAAUUUUGGCAGUGGGUUGACACAAUGUCUGAGCAUACAACGAAAGUAAAAGAAAUUAAAGAGAGAAGACUAAUAGAAAGUGUACUAAUAGUUUUUGUAAAUUAUACAGAGGUGCAAGUCAUGAAUACAAGUCAGAGUGAUAUUACUCAAUUGUGUCACGGUUCAGACUGUCAACCCAAUUUGAAUUCGCGUGCUCGUUUUAGUUCAAUCAAAAUUGAUUAUAUCAGUGACGAUGGAUUUCCAGAAUUAAUAACUUACUGGUCAUCAUACGAUAUAGAAUCACCAAAAGUACUAACGUCUAAGGUGCAAGUUGUAAAAUUAGAUUCAAUCGUGACUAACUUCACGCGCUUAAAUGCCUAAUGUCUUUUUACGUUUCAUUAACAGCUACUCUUGUUUCUACAUACAUUACUUGUCCAGCUUCACCGCUCGAAACUGUGUAUAAUAAACAACAACGAAAGGAAACGAAAACGUGUGCUCGUUUCAUGAAUAUAUUUAUGUGAAGUUAUUAACGGUGGCUGGUCAUAAAUCUAUUAGAACUA